Messenger RNA from Sycon ciliatum, 960 nucleotides. RefSeq lists its product as uncharacterized. The coding region runs from base 241 to 960 and encodes 239 amino acids. The transcript has 7 exons. The record is from RefSeq and is a predicted model, not a curated record. NCBI's taxonomy places the organism in Eukaryota, Metazoa, Porifera, Calcarea, Leucosolenida, Sycettidae.
AGACACCGGCAUCACACUUGGCGGCACCUGCCUACUUCCCUAGUGGGAUUUGUCAUGGUCCGUCUAGAGCGUUUUCGCUAGACUUCGUCCGGAAAUAUAUUUACCAUUGCUUACGCUGCUUCUCUCAUUCACUUGAGAAGAGCGAACUUAAAGAAGAACGUCUUCGACUCAGUUUCGAAGUACUAGCAUUACUCAUACUUCCAGAAGCUGAGAAUCUGCUUGCUGAAUAUUGCAUGUGCAAUGGCUGGAUUCAAGGUGCUGGCAGUUCUGCUGAUCUUUGAGCUUGGUCUAAUUGCAACAUGCCAUGGUGGUAAAGUCACCAUAAGUAGUGAGGUUAUCAUAACACUUGUUGAAGAGUCAACAGGAUUUCUCUGCAGCCUUGUCGAAUUUGAAAGUAAUUUCGUUCCAAGGGUCUAUUUUACCAAAGCAGGUAGUCGAUCAUUGGGAAGUAAUACUUGGAAUGAAACCCAUAGCGCUCAAUACUAUGCCCUGAAUUUCCGUAGCCCUACGGUGGAGAAUAGCGGCACAUAUGAGUGCAAUGUUGAAAAUGGCAGCACAAUUGUGACAGUGCCGUUUAAGCUGAUCGUAUUGGAACGGAUGUCAACAACAAAAAACUGUCCUAGUGCCAAACUGGUUAUCAAUUCUGGACAUGUUACAAGUGAUACUGCCAAUUCAAUUUGUAAGGAAAAAGGACUGAAGCCGUUGACAAACAAAUGGAUCAAAGAUUUAAUUAAAAAAAAUAAUGAUGCUUGUUUCAAGGAGGAACUCCGCAAGCUUACGGACGUAGGUGUGCAGAAUAUUUGGGUUAUGAAGAGAACAACGCCGUAUAAAUACAAUAUUGCAUCUGGAAAAAGAACGCAACCCUCAGGGGACUCAUCACUGUGUGCCGUUAUAUGUUCUAGCAAACCUACAAGUAAGAAUAUUGCCAGACAGAAUGACAUAUUUCAUGUGAUCGUUUAG